CUGUCCCUGUCACUUCACAUGGUAGCUUUACCUCACUCAUCUCUCCCUCUCGCAACUCCCUUACAGUUUGAACACCUCUUGAAUAAAGCCGAAAUUUCCGCAGGUGAAAACCACACAAAAUGUAGCCCAAAUUGUAACAAUCCGCACAAUUAAAAAACAAGUAGCCCAAAUGGGCGGAAAAGUGCUCGAUCUGGCAACACUGGUCGCAGAUUUCUUUGCGCAGCACCGACUCCCACGAACACCAACGAGCAGGGCGAAUCCACUUACACAUACGAGGAGGUAGUGUCAAGUCAUGAGUGCAGAAGACCCAAAUCCAGCCGCCACACCCACUCCCUAUGAGGACAUUCAGGGAGAUGGACGAUGGAUGUCUCUGCACAACCGCUUUGUGUCUGACAGCAAAGACAAGGAACCUGAUGUCCUGUUUGUUGGAGACUCUCUUGUUCAGCUCAUGCACCAGUUUGGGAUAUGGAGGCAGCUGUUCUCUCCUCUCCAUGCCCUCAAUUUUGGGGUGGGUGGUGAUGCAACACAGCAUGUGCUUUGGAGACUUAGCAACGGUGAACUGGAUAACAUCAGCCCAAAGGUUGUAGUGCUGUGGGUAGGCACCAACAAUCAUGGUCACACUGCUGAACAGAUCUGUGGAGGGAUCAUGGCUAUUGUCCAAGUCAUCAAGAACAAGCUCCCCCAUGCCAACACGCUUGUACUCGGAUUACUGCCCAGAGGUAAACUGCCAAACCCUCUGCGGGAGAGAAAUGCCAUGGUGAACAAGCUGGUCCAGGAGGCGGUAUUGUCCCUCCCUCAUGCUUCUUUCCUCGCUGUGGACCCUGGCUUUGUCCACUCCAAUGGUAGCAUCUCCCACCAAGACAUGUACGACUACCUUCACCUGACUCCCCAGGGCUACCAGGCUGUGUGUGAACCCCUGCACGCCCAUCUCAAGUCCAUGCUAGAUAAACCUGCUGAGAACUGAGCAACCAGGGCACAGACCUACACUACCACAGUGGUCCUCGUCCCUGUUUCCAGAGAGCAUCACACUAAUCUUUUUAAGACCUUGAAUGAUGGAUAGAGUCAGUCAUUAAGGUCUAAUAGUUGCACAAACUAUUUGUGCAAAUUCUCUCCAUGGCCAGGGUUGGUGACCACUGUUACAGGUAAUGGGACCACAAAGUUUUUGGUGUUUAUGAUACAGUAAGAAAUUAAAUGUGCCGGUGUAUAGAGAGACAAAAGUCCUGCCUCAAUUCCCGGUAAGCAUCUGUUCCAUUGGCUUUUGGUCUUAAAGCGUUUUUUCCACCAAAGGAUUAUUUCAUUUCUAUGCCAAACGAUACAAGGGUUGAAUAUGAUAAGGGGAACUCUGUGCAACAUCCAGGGGGGAUCAGAGCCAGUGACUCAACAGUCAGGACAAUAAAAUGACAUCUGAAUGAAUGAUAUCUGUAAUACAUAAAUAAAUCCAGAUGUCCAGUGGUUAUGAAUAAAGCUUUUAAAAAGAUGCAGCAGCUUUUUACUCUUAAUGAAGACAUGCUGUAGGUCAAAACAUUAGUUGCUGCAUCUUAUUUAAACCUUUAUGUAUAACUGUGGGCUCCAGAUCUCAUCCCUUCAACUACAGCGCUCAUGAGUCUAUCAAAGGAGCUUGAUUUACAUCAGAAUAUGGACAGAUACCUGCUUUUCCAAAGAAACAUCCUAUGGCAAAAUAUACUGUCCGACUGAGGCUACUGGAACAGGAUUUAUUUGGAAAAGGGUGCAAGACUGUGGCUCUUAAGGUGCCAGGAUAUGUCUGGUAUGAAAAAAAUACAAGAUACAAGAAUUACCCUGACUAAGAAAUUCCUGUAAUUUGUCAUUUUGUUUUAUGAGUUCAACUAAGUUUCAUGAGUUCAGUUUGUUUGUCAAUAGCUUUAUUUACUCUGUUGUGAAGUCUUAUGUCUUUGUACACAUUAAUUUGAAUGACCAAAUGUUUUUCAUUGAUCAUUAUUGUCUAUUUGCUUGUCAUGUCACAUGUUAUUUCAUUCUUGUCCUCGUACCUUUUUGCUUCACCCUAUGUAAUAGCAACAGAUUUUGAUGUGAGAGGCUGUGUUUAGUUGCAAACAUGGGUGUAUUUGAGUAGGUUGUGACGUCGUAUUGAUACAUCUAUAGUUGAUUGUGCUUCAGGUUCAGUCUCGUCUGUAACAUAAUGACCAAUUUAAAAGGCUUUACUUCACACUAAAAUGCUUCUGAAUUAUGCUUUGGGGUGGCUGAUUGUGUAAGUGAUGAAAGAAUGCAUUAAACAUGAAGACAAAAUGG
Xiphias gladius (swordfish) is the source of this 2265-nucleotide messenger RNA. RefSeq names its product platelet-activating factor acetylhydrolase, isoform Ib, gamma subunit (gene pafah1b3). The transcript has 6 exons. Bases 293 to 964 code for a protein of 223 amino acids. NCBI's taxonomy places the organism in Eukaryota, Metazoa, Chordata, Actinopteri, Istiophoriformes, Xiphiidae. The record is from RefSeq and is a predicted model, not a curated record.